GGCCAGGCAGAUCAUUCGCCAUUCGACAUACACGAAUGGAGAAAACAGGCUCAUCUGGAAAUCCAAUGGGGAAUGUUCAAGAGGCCUAUUGCUUAGCUGAUUUAGUAGAUGAUGCAAAUUUAGCGCGUUUCAUUUCAUUAAGUAGAGGCGAAACUGCUCAGCCAGAUGGUCAUUUUUGUCACAAUUUCCUUGAUUGUGAUACCAUUAAUGGCUGUUUAGUUCAUAAUCAGUUCGAACCUUUUAUUGGACUUCCAUAUGAUCAUUUCGAUAACCCUCCUAUAACACCAUUUUCUGAUCCACAUUCUCUUUUCAAUAAUUUGCCCAACAGUUACAAUGAACUGAAAGAAGCGCAAGAAGAUGCAUGUGAAUAUUCUUCUGGGACAAUGACAACUACAACCACGUCUGCGCCCAAGAGGAGCAAAAAGGGAGACCGGACAAGAACAUUAGUUCAAGAACAGAGGAGAAGAAGCCGAAUGAAGGACAAGCUAUAUGCGUUACGUGCUUUAGUUCCCAAUAUAACCAAGAUGGAUAAAGCCUCUAUAGUUGGGGAUGCUGCACUAUAUGUUCAAGAUUUGCAAAAGCAGGCUAAGAAGUUAAAGGCUGAAGUUGCGAGCCUGGAGUCAUCACUGACAAGAAUGGAGAGGCAACAAGGAGGCAUACAUGACAAUGAAAACAAGAUUCAAAUUGCAGACUUCUAUCAAACAGUAAAAAUGAUAUUACAGAUACGUGUGUGUCAAGUGGAAGAGAAUGGAUAUUAUGUAAGAGUAGUGUCCAACAAAGGUCAUGGAGUCGCAGCCUCGCUUUACAAAGCUCUUGAUCCUUUAUCCACCUUCAUUCUUCACUCUUCCAACUUGGCUACUCAAAAUGAUACUUUUCUUUCCACAUUCAAUCUGAACGUUAGAGAAGUCGAAUCUGACACGAAUGCACCAAAUAUGAAGCUAUGGGUAGCUGCAGCAUUUCUUAACCAAGGAUUUGAUUUGAAACAACCUCUGUAGGUCUAGCUCUGGACUCGACAUUACAAGUAUGCAGGUGUCCUGUGCACUGUCGACCAUUUGGCCAAGCUUAUUAAUUUGGCCAUCAAACUCGUCAUGCCAUACACCAUCGGACUAAUUUAGCACAAUCUGUGUAUGCCAUAGCAUAUUUGGUUGACUGCUCUACUUUUAAAUGUUGCCUACGGCUUGUGUAGUACACCUCAUUUGCCAGUUUUAUUAUAUCUGCUUGUAGUAAUAUGUUG
Molecule: messenger RNA, 1234 nt
Organism: Daucus carota subsp. sativus
Lineage: Eukaryota; Viridiplantae; Streptophyta; Magnoliopsida; Apiales; Apiaceae
Product: transcription factor FER-LIKE IRON DEFICIENCY-INDUCED TRANSCRIPTION FACTOR
Exons: 4
Coding region: 36-995 (319 amino acids)
Biological process (GO): regulation of DNA-templated transcription
Cellular component (GO): nucleus
Molecular function (GO): sequence-specific DNA binding; DNA-binding transcription factor activity; protein dimerization activity
Source: RefSeq, a predicted model, not a curated record